This is a messenger RNA of Zingiber officinale, 1164 nucleotides long. RefSeq lists its product as uncharacterized. Lineage: Eukaryota; Viridiplantae; Streptophyta; Magnoliopsida; Zingiberales; Zingiberaceae. Bases 603 to 953 code for a protein of 116 amino acids. The record is from RefSeq and is a predicted model, not a curated record. The transcript has 3 exons.
UUUUCCUCGCCCACAUCUUAAUUGCAACAAGAAGGAAGGAGACACGGAAAGUGAUGGACAUAUGCAUGGUCUCACUGCAACACUGCAGCCCACAAGCACCUUUCGUCUUUCCAAUUAUGCUUCAACUCCUACGAUAAGGACUCCAAACAAGGGAAAAAAAAGAGCCAGCCUACAGAUCAGACGUGGUUGAUACAGUUGCUCAGAGGAACAAACGGCACCUUCAAUGCGUGCUUGGUUCCACCAUUCAGCUACCUUGUUAGACCAAGUUCAUCAUACUGUUGUGUUGACAAGGGACCCCUCCAGUGCACUAUGGACAUAAAAGCCUUGCUCCCUUGUCCUCCUACUUCUUUUCUCAUCAGACAAACUACAAUAAUUGCUGUUAUCGUUCAUAAAAUUAUGCCUUGGAAGCAAAGGAUGUUUGACUCCAUUCUCAUCCUUUAGCAAAUUGUUUUUUUCCCCUUCUCUCUUUCUUUCUUUUACUCAUUUUCAUCUGUACUUGAUGUGGGCAGCUCAAAUGGAUCAUCUUUUAUAUUGACUUGUUUCUUUCUUUCUUGGAGAUGGAGCAGGGACUCGAUGAGAGAUGAGGCUGAGUGGCGGCAUCCAUGAGCGCCAUCUCCUUUGGCUUAGCAGCCACUGCAAUCUUGGUCUCCAUGUUCCUCGUCAUGGCGCUGGUCGAGCAUCUCAUCAUACCGAGAAUGUCCCUGCUCCGGUCGCGGAACACUGCGCGGGAAUCUCCGCCGGAGGUCCGCCUGUCGCCGGCUCCGGUUCAGUCGCACGAGAAGGCUGGGAGUUCGCUGGCUGUCGGCGGCAAUCCGCAUGCGCGCGACGUGUUCGUGGUAAUGCCGGGCGAGGAGCAUCCAACCUUCCUGGCUCAGCUCGCACCUCUUCCUUCGCCGAGAGAGGGAUCGAGGUGGCCGCCUUCGCACUAUGCUUCUUCAGCAGCCUGCAUGUAAAAAUGGUGGUGUGAGGAGGAUUUGGGAUCUCCUGGCCGAGAACACAGGAGACAAUUUCAUGGUGCUUUCCAGUGAAGUCGCUUUCAGAUCUAUGAAUCUGAUCUAAGCAGAAUGAAUCUUGGCCCUUGUUGGUUAAGAAUCUAGAUUACUAAUAAUUAUUUGAUUGAAUGAGUUUAAAGUAAAAAACAAAACAUAAUCUUAUUUUCCUCGA